GGGCUACUUGAACUGAGAGAAAGCAAGCAGCGUCUCUGUGUAAAUGGACCGAGGCUAGCAGCUGCCCUUGUUAGCAGGUCCCUGCUGGGUUUCCUGUGUGAGUCUGUGGAGAGUCAAGAAACUCCUGGGAUGUGCAAGUGAAAGAUAACACUGCAUGCGGAUGAGGAAGUGUGUCCUGUCAGCUUUCCCCUGUGACGCGCCAGCCUCAGGAGGUGCCAGGAAGGAGUUUUAGUUUUAGGGGGCAGAAAAUAGAGAGCUCCUACCUGAGCCACGGAUAACCUGGGAGACACAAACCUGGUGUUUACAGCAUUUGUCUUCCAUCAGCAAAAAGGAUGACCUUCAGAGGUAGCGUGAGACCGUUCGUCAACUUCAACGCCAAACACGAUGCUGAGGUCCUCCACAGAGCCAUGAAAGGAAUCGGUACGGAUGAAGAUGCCAUCCUCAUGCUCCUCACAGCACGUAGCAACGAUCAACGUCAGCAAAUUAAGGCAGCGUACAAAAAGGCCUAUGGAAAGGACUUGGUCAGUGCACUGAAAUCGGAGCUCGGUGGGCUGUUUGAGAGUCUUAUUGUGGCCUUGAUGACUCCGCCUGUCUCAUAUGAUGCCUCACAACUGCAAAAGGCUCUGAAGGGUGCUGGGACUAAUGACGAAGUGCUGAUUGAAAUCAUGGCCUCGAGGACUGGUGAACAGAUUAAAGAAAUCAUCAAAGUGUACAAGAAAGAGUUCGGCGGCAAGUUGGAGAAAGAUAUCUGCGGUGACACCACAGGACACUAUCAGAAGCUACUGGUGAUCUUGCUCCAGGGCAGCAGGGAGGAGGGAGUAGAUGAGAGCAAGAUCGAGAAAGAUGCUAAGGACUUGUAUGCUGCUGGUGAGGGCAAGUUUGGCACAGACGAGGAAAAAUUCAUCACAAUUCUUGGCAACAGGAGCGCAGAGCAUCUCAGAAAAGUGUUUGAUGCCUACAAGAAGAUCUCAGGCUCUGAUAUAGAGGACAGCAUUAAAGGAGAGACCACUGGGAAUUUGGAGGACUUACUGCUAGCUGUUGUGAAAUGUGCCAGGAGUGUCCCAGAAUUUUUUGCUGAGCGCCUGUAUAAAUCUAUGAGGCGCGCUGGAACUGAUGAUGACACCCUGAUGAGGAUAAUGGUGUCGAGGAGCGAGGUGGACAUGUUGGACAUCAGAGCCAGCUUCAAAAAGAAAUAUGGAGCGUCUCUGUACACCACCAUCCAGGAGGACACAGCUGGAGACUACCAGAAGGCUUUGCUCUACCUCUGCGGUGGGAAUGAUUAAUGUUGUUUUAUGGUAUGUUGAGCAGCACUGAAUGAUGAGCCACCACGUUGCUGCAAGACAAAGUUACAUGUGAGAUGAGGUUAUUGAUCCAGAGUUUUUGAUGACUUUCGCUUGUUAUUGAUUGAAUUAGUGUGAAUUACCCACCUGUCAUUUUGACUUAUGAUAUUAUCUACUGCAUGAGCAGCCAUUGGAGUGCAUUCACUUACAAGUUAUUCUGUUUUUGUUUAAUGUCAAACAUAAUUUAAACACACAAUCUCUAACACAGCGUUUGAUAAAGAUGCAGGUUUGAUUUUAAUGUAGGGAAUAAUGUUAGCUGUGUUUGAAAUCAUGAAAUAUUUGAAAUAAAUGUUUUUGCUUCAGUCAUUUAGACCCAUUUCGUGUCAAAUGUAUACACAA
Messenger RNA from Lates calcarifer (barramundi perch), 1679 nucleotides. It is a transcript of the gene anxa5a, whose product is annotated as annexin A5a. The transcript has 15 exons. Gene Ontology annotation, molecular function: calcium-dependent phospholipid binding; calcium ion binding. Gene Ontology annotation, biological process: negative regulation of coagulation. Gene Ontology annotation, cellular component: cytoplasm. The record is from RefSeq and is a predicted model, not a curated record. Lineage: Eukaryota; Metazoa; Chordata; Actinopteri; Centropomidae. Bases 333 to 1283 code for a protein of 316 amino acids.